CUGAAUCGCCAGAAACCUCCACAAUGGUGCCGCCUGCAAAGCGACGCAAGCGCGCCAUCGUCGACGAUGAUUCAGACGACGACCAAGAGGACAAAAACAAAAACACCCUGAGGCGCUUCCUCGUCCCCUCUCCCAAUAAGAGCCAGGCAAACAAGUCUCCGACCAAACUCUUUACCACCGCUACCUCAAGCAGUCACAAUGCACCCACCGCAGACUCACCGAACCCAAGUCCGAUCCGCAAGACAACCACCCGCGCGGCCACCGCAUGCUCCUUAUCCUCCAACCCCCCGACGCCGACAACGCGCAGCCCCAGCACAAGCCCGCUAAAAUCCCGCACAAGGGCAGGCACCCAACGGAAACGCAAGGCAGCAGAGACAGCAGAACAAGAAAAGAAGCCCAAAUCCGCCGACCUCCUGACCCUCUUCUCGAAGCAGGCCCAGCGAAGUCAAAGCCAUGACCCGAUUUCAGAGAAUGGAGGGGACAAAGUGGAGGAUGACGACGACGACGUCCCGCUGAUGGUGUCGUCCGCCGCGGCGGCGUCGAGUCUUGUCGGCAGGGCGCAGGCUGCGCACCGGAGGUUCGCGGGGAAGGGGAAUGGCAGUGCGGUCGUGGGUAGUCAGCAGCGAGGGGGUAUUGGAACAGCAGCAACACAAUCGACGGCGGGUGGGCGAGGGGCCGCAGGAGGUGGCGGGCAGAGAUUCAUUCUCCGCGCCGGUGCAAUCAAGACAACAACAACAGCGGCGGCAGACAACGGGGACGGAGCGCGGCCGUGGUCGGAGCGGUUUGCGCCGACCAGCCUGGACGAGCUGGCCGUGCACAAGCGCAAGGUGCAGGACGUGCGGCGGUGGCUGGACGAGGUGUUUGCCGGCCGCAUGCGGCAGCGGCUUCUGGUGCUCAAAGGUCCUGCCGGGUCGGGCAAGACGACGACGCUGCGGCUGCUGGCGCGGGAGGUGCGGUGCGACGUGCUCGAGUGGAGGAACCCGGCAAGUUCGUUUGGCGUCACUGGCCAUGGGUACCAGUCCGCUGCUGCGCAAUUUGAGGAGUUCCUCGGGCGGGGAGGCAAGUUUGGGCAGCUGGAUGUUGAGUCUGACGGGGCGACGCCGCCGCCUAUGGGGCCGCCUCCGCCUCCAAGCGGGAAGCCUCAAGGGGCGGAGCGGAGGCUGAUACUGGUGGAGGAGUUUCCGAACACGUUUAUGCGAUCAUCGGCUGGGUUGGUUGCGUUCAGGAACGCCAUAUUGCAGUUUCUUGCCGCCAACACGCCCACGUUGGCUGGGCUUGGAUUCGGCCACAACUCAGAGCCCGUCACACCGAUCGUCAUGGUCAUCUCGGAGACGCUGCUUACAACAACCUCGGCUUCAGCGGACAGCUUCACGGCUCAUCGGCUGCUUGGUCCGGAAAUCCUGAAGCACCCAGGCACUGGUGUCAUUGAGUUCAAUCCCGUUGCGCCUACGUUCCUAACGAAAGCGUUAGAGCUCGUGGUGCAGAAGGAAGCCCGCAAAUCAGGGAGGCGACGGACGCCUGGGCCUCUUGUGCUUCAGCGGCUAGGGGAGAUAGGCGACAUUCGGAACGCCAUUUCGUCUCUCGAAUUCCUCUGUGUGAAGGGGGAUAGCGAGGCGGACUGGGGCUCCAAGGUCGCAUUCACGAAACCAAAACGAGGGUCCAAGGACAUACCGGCGCUUACCAAGGGCGAACAAGACAGCCUCGAGCUAAUCUCCCAACGGGAGGCGACCCUCGGGAUUUUCCACGCCGUCGGCAAGGUCGUCUACAAUAAAAGGGGUGACUACCCCGCCGGCUCGCCCGAAGCGGCAGCGGAGGUCCUCCCGGACUACAUGUCGCACCUCGCCCGGCCGAAACGGUCAGAGGUUGCGGUCGAUGCGCUCAUCGACGAAAUCGGCACCGACACGCACACCUUCAUCUCGGCGCUUCACGAAAAUUAUGCCCUCUCUUGCGAACAGAGCAGCCCACUCGACCACAACUCGUCUCUCGACUACAUCAAUGGCUGUCUCGACUACCUGUCGGGAAGCGAUCUCCUGUACCCCUCUUGGGAUAUCUUCUUCGGCGGCAGGGGUUUUGGUGGCGGUGGUGGCGGAGGUGGAUACAGCGGCAAGGACUCGGGCAGCCACAUCCUGCGGCAGGACGAGAUGGCAUUCCAGGUAGCCGUGCGCGGCCUGCUGUUCUCGCUGCCGUCGCCUGAGGAGCUGGAGGAGCUGGUCGAUAUGUGGGCGAACAAGAUGUUGAAGGGAGAGGAUGGCGGGCCCGGGCCGCCGCCGCAGCCGCUGGGGUAUGUGAACGAUGGAUCGUCCGCGUUUCGCAAGACGAAUGGAAGUAAGAGUGGGCUUGCUGGCAACCAGGUUGCAAGGCAGGUCAAAAAGCUUGAUGAACAGGAUCAUUCGCAUCCCCAACCUCUUCUCUCGCUCGGAAACGCGGCGCGCCAGGAAUUGCUCCUCGAACGGCUGCCGUACAUGGCUCAGAUAGCCCGACGCAAGCGGUGCACUUUUGGAACGAUGAGGAUUAGGGAUCUCGACAAGGUCGUUUCCUUCCAGGGCAUCGGCUCGCUGGGGGCGGGUGAAGAUGAGGGCGAGGACGGUCCAGACGAGGAAAGCGGGGGCGUCGCCGGAGCCGCGGAGUCCUGGGCCACCGACAAGCCUACCGAGGAGGGUUCGCCACGAAAGAGGAGGGGUCUGGGUGCGAUACUGAGUGGCCGAGCGGGGAGAGGCAAGAAUGAAAUGGAGGAGGCGCCAAGUCUUCCGAUGCAGAGUCUAGUGAUUAGCGAUGAUGAUAUCGAGGAUGAUUAGAUGUGAACCAUAGAUGCUGAUGGCUUAGCUUGGUAGAAAAAUUUCGCUCUGGAAAUUCAGCGGUGGGUCUGGCGUUAGGUUGUAUCGUGGGAUUAGGCAGGACACAAUAUUUGCAAGCUUUUGUGCGCAAAUCGCUCUUGUAUUGAAUCAACCUCGUUGUUUCGUCCUGAUGAAGCCAAUG
Messenger RNA from Parathielavia appendiculata, 2976 nucleotides. Its product is annotated as Rad17-domain-containing protein. The transcript is spliced from 3 exons. Gene Ontology annotation, molecular function: DNA clamp loader activity; chromatin binding. The coding region runs from base 24 to 2795 and encodes 923 amino acids. The record is from RefSeq and is a predicted model, not a curated record. Gene Ontology annotation, biological process: mitotic DNA replication checkpoint signaling; DNA repair; DNA damage checkpoint signaling. Lineage: Eukaryota; Fungi; Ascomycota; Sordariomycetes; Sordariales; Chaetomiaceae.